AUGGCGAUUCACUCCCAUCUUCUUGGACAACAGGCCCGCCAGCGAAAGGAGAAACAAAGCUCGCCCAAACUUCUAUUCGUUGCGUUUGAUGGGACGUGGCAUGGCAGCGUCAAAAGCUCAAAGGAGACAGUAGUAUCCAGCCUGCCCGAUCUCAUCUCCAAGAACGAGCACAUUCGGAAGAUUCGGGUCAACGGAGUAGGCACUGAUGGUUUGACAGACAAGAUUCUUGGAGGGAAUAUCGCCGACGAUUACAACAAGGGUGAUAGGAUCAUCUUCUGUGGCUACUCUCGAGGUGCAUGGGCUGCUCGCUAUCUAGCGAUGAUAAUUGGCUGCUUAGGCCUGGUUCGCGAUGGCGACACGGAGUUCUUCAAGCGCUUGUAUGACGUGUGUAAGAAAGACCCGUAUCUUGCCGAAGCUAAUAAGGAUGAGCUUCGACACAAUUACCGCUAUGUGAAAUAUUCCUUCCAUGCCCUGGCCCUGCACGAAACCAGAAGUCCUUAUAGUCCAACUUACAUGUGUGGACACAACGUCCACCAGGUUUUCUUCCUAGGCGAUCAUGGUAACAUGGGUAAGCUUGGACAACAGGAAGGCCUUGUACAUGCCCCUCUCGCUUGGAUGGUUCAACAACUAUCUUCCCACCUCGGUGUUUCAUUCGAUGAAGAUAAACUCAGAAGACGCUUCCCAAGCUGCACUACUGAAGGCCAGAAUGAGAGGAUCUCUCAACUACAUACCCACGACACCACCCACGAAGCCAUGAUGAAACAUGCCUGGUGCUGCCCGAGUGGAUCUAUCCCUGGGGCUGGAGUCGGCAGGCUAGUUAUCAUGGGUAGAAAAGAUCGGAACCCAGGAAUGGUUCUCAACUCCUGUGAUGCCGAUUGCACUGACUUUAGCACGGAGGAAUCCAUUCAGAAUGAAACUGCUUCGGCUCACGCUCAGAUACAUAUCGGCGCUCGUGGAAGACAAGAAUGUGGCUUUACCGAUGCGGUGCCUGGGUAUCUUGGUGUUCAGCCUAUGGAUCCAAACCAGGUGUUUUUCUGGAAGAGAAGAGCGGCAGGGGAGCAGGAAGUUGUGGCUGCGGAUGUCAUUCAGGAGGCAAAGGUUGGGUUUCUGGAAGCGAGGCUCUUGGGACUUCCUGUGGCGGCAGCUAGUCACCCAGAAUGCUGUGGUCUGAACCAGAUACGAGAAGAGGAGAUUGAUGCUGAAGUCUCAGUUGAGAAUGAAGAGAUACGAGACUCGAAGUUGAAGCAAGCUAGCAGAAUACUGUUCAAGAUCUACGAUUACUCGACCAGUGUUCGCGCUGAAGCAUGA
Fusarium musae is the source of this 1308-nucleotide messenger RNA. RefSeq lists its product as uncharacterized. The record is from RefSeq and is a predicted model, not a curated record. The coding region runs from base 1 to 1308 and encodes 435 amino acids. Lineage: Eukaryota; Fungi; Ascomycota; Sordariomycetes; Hypocreales; Nectriaceae. The transcript has 6 exons.